AUGUCAGAGGAACAGAACAGACCCAAAUACGCAUUUGUAACAGGAGCAUCUUCAGGAAUUGGGUAUGCAAUUUCCAUUGAGUUGGCUGAAAGAGGCUUUACUGUCUUCGCAGGUGCUCGUGGAGUAUCCAAGAUGCAAUCGUUAAAGAAAUAUGGGAUUAUUCCUCUCCAACUGGACGUUGGAUCCGUGGAAAGUGUUAAACAAUGCAGAGAUUUUAUUGCAAGUCAAACCAGUGGAUAUCUAGAUUUGUUGUACAACAACGCAGGUGUUGCACCGACGGCUCCAGCUAUAGAAAUUUCUGAGGAAGCUUUACUGCAAUCCAUUAACGUGAAUUUUGUUGGUGUCGUCCGUACAUGCAGGGAAUUUAGCUCGUUGGUGAUUAAGGCAAAGGGUACUAUUGCGUUUACCAGUUCAACAGCAGGAGUAUUGACAAUUCCCUUCUUUGCCAUCUAUGGUGCCACCAAAGCAGCCGUUGAUCGAUAUGCAGAUGGACUCGAGACUGAAAUGAGGCCAUUCGGUGUUACCGUGGUAAACGUUGUCACUGGUGGCGUAGAAACUGGAAUUGAGCCGAUUACAAAUCCAUUAGGUCCAGAAUCCCGUUACUAUCUCCCCGAAACCCUGAAAUUCUUGAAAUCGUUCAUAGGAGACGAAAAAGGAAAUACCUUAAUGGAUGUUGCUACUUACGCAAAAAGGACCGUUGAACAAGUCUUGAAUCGUCCUCGGUUCAGCAGAACUUGGAAGGUUUACGAAGGAUAUGCGGCCGUCCCUGCUUAUUAUAUUACCACUUUCUUGCCAGACUCUUUGUACAAGUUUUUGAUCGAUCAGGCUUUCGGAUUUCGAAAGAUCAGCAAUGCUAUCGUGGCGAGAUCGAAAAAACCUGCCACAGACUGA
This is a messenger RNA of Kuraishia capsulata CBS 1993, 891 nucleotides long. RefSeq lists its product as uncharacterized. NCBI's taxonomy places the organism in Eukaryota, Fungi, Ascomycota, Pichiomycetes, Pichiales, Pichiaceae. The record is from RefSeq and is a predicted model, not a curated record. The coding region runs from base 1 to 891 and encodes 296 amino acids. Gene Ontology annotation, biological process: phosphatidic acid biosynthetic process; triglyceride catabolic process. Gene Ontology annotation, cellular component: endoplasmic reticulum; lipid droplet. The transcript has 2 exons. Gene Ontology annotation, molecular function: triacylglycerol lipase activity; acylglycerone-phosphate reductase (NADP+) activity.